UCCCACCUCCACAACUGAGGCGUUAAAUUCUGAAUAUCUGUUCACCGCUUUUGAUGUCAAGCCAGAAUCUGGAGGCAGAGCCAGACAAGACGCAAUGAAAGGGGACAAAGUAAAAGCAGGUCCUCCCAAUGGAGCAAAUAAGAACAUGUCCAGUCCUUCAGUUCAGGAUGACAAGAUGCAGGAGAGAGGCCAGUGGAGCAACAAGCUGGAGUUUCUGCUGUCGGUUGCUGGGUCCAUCAUUGGGCUGGGGAACAUGUGGCGCUUCCCUUAUCUGUGUUACAAGAAUGGUGGAGGUGCAUUUCUCAUUCCAUACCUGAUUUUCCUUUUCACCUGUGGAGUACCACUGUUUUUUCUGGAGAUUUCUCUCGGCCAGUUCACCAGUGAAGGGGGCAUCACCUGCUGGAGAAAGAUUAGCCCACUCUUUGAGGGUCUUGGUUAUGGUACACAGGUCAUUGUCUGCCUGUUGAACUUCUAUUACAUCAUUGUUUUGGCGUGGGGCAUUUUUUAUUUUUACUUUUCUUUCUCUUGGGAUCUACCAUGGGCCUCUUGUAACAACACCUGGAAUACUGAGACCUGUGUGGAGUUUCAAAGAAGAAACGAGUCUGUGAACAUCACCCUACAGGAAAAUGCUACCUCUCCUGUCAUGGAAUUCUGGGAGAGAAGGGUUUUGCGGCUUUCCCCAGGAAUUGACCAUAUGGGGUCAUUAAACUGGGAUCUGGCUCUCUGUUUACUUAUUGCUUGGGUCCUGUGUUACUUCUGCAUUUGGAAAGGAGUUAAGUCAACUGGAAAGGUUGUAUACUUCACUGCCACCUUUCCUUAUCUCAUGUUGAUCGUUCUACUAAUCCGAGGCGUUACUUUACCUGGAGCUUACCGGGGAAUUGAGUUCUACCUCUAUCCUGAUUUGGGACGUUUAGCAGAUCCACAGGUGUGGAUGGAUGCAGGCACCCAGAUCUUCUUCUCAUAUGCUAUUUGCAUUGGAUGCUUGACAGCACUAGGAAGUUACAAUAAAUACAACAAUAACUGCUACAGGGACUGUUUGGCCUUGUGCUUUCUCAACAGUGGAACAAGCUUUGUGGCUGGCUUUGCCAUUUUCUCCAUCUUGGGUUUCAUGUCUUAUGAGCAAAAUGUUCCCAUUUCCGAAGUUGCCGUAUCUGGCCCUGGGCUUGCCUUCAUUGCCUACCCACGUGCUGUAUCUAUGAUGCCAUUCUCUUCACUGUGGGCAUGCUGCUUUUUCAUCAUGAUUAUCUUUCUGGGGCUAGACAGCCAGUUUGUGUGUGUGGAGAGUCUGGUGACUGCUGUAGUUGAUAUGUAUCCAGCUGUGUUCCGGCAAAAAAACCGCAGGGAGGUCUUCCUUUUGGCCCUGUCAUUUAUGUCCUUCUUGGUAGGGCUGAUCAUGCUUAUGGAGGGUGGCAUGUAUGUCUUCCAGCUCUUUGAUUACUAUGCUGCCAGUGGCAUGUGUCUUCUCUUCAUGGCCAUUUUUGAGUCCGUUUGCAUUGCAUGGGUGUAUGGGGCUGAUCGUUUCUAUGACAAUAUUGAGGACAUGAUUGGAUACCGUCCAGGACCUAUGAUAAAGUAUUGUUGGAAGUUUUUCACUCCAGUGACCUGCAUUGGCACUUUUGCUUUCUCCUUAAUUAAGUAUACUCCUCUGAAGUACAAUAAUGAGUAUGUGUAUCCGUGGUGGGGUUAUAUGGUUGGCUGGCUUUUGGCUCUGUCCUCCAUGGUCUGCAUUCCACUCUGGAUGAUUUUCAAAAUCUGCACCACAGAAGGAACUCUGAGAGAGCGUAUUCAGAAGCUCACAAAAGCCUCCGAAGAUUUACCCAGAACAAGGAAAGAGCAGGAGAAAUUACUGGCUAUUUUUGCCCCAGAGGGUGAACAGACUAUGUCUUACAAAGCUGGCUAUGCUCCUGUCGGCAUGGAGGACUCUAAAUGCUAGUUUGGGGAUACAUGGGCACAACUUUAAGAAUUUUACAAGCCUCUUCAGUGGUUCCUCUGUUUGUGACGCUUUGCAUGCAGCAACAAGAUGGGAGUAAGACUAGACAAUUGAAUAUCGAAGGCUUUUAUUUUUCCAGUCAGGUGUUUCUGUGCUUUCUUCAUUUCUUUGACUUUUUAAAACCUCAUUAAUGCAUAGCAGUUUAAUACAUGAGUACAUUUUGGUACUAAUGCUGGGCCUAAUGUUUUUUUUUUCUUAAUGUGUUGAAGACUUCAUUCAUUUUUCUCACGUUGUAAAUGUAGCCUAAUGGUGCACAGGUAGAAUAAGCAAUUAUCCUUGUAAUGUACAUUUAUAUGUAAAAUGGAAAUUACAAGUUUGAUUAAAAAAUGUUUUAAAAUGUC
Alosa alosa (allis shad) is the source of this 2331-nucleotide messenger RNA. RefSeq names its product sodium- and chloride-dependent GABA transporter 2-like. The record is from RefSeq and is a predicted model, not a curated record. The transcript has 15 exons. Bases 95 to 1933 code for a protein of 612 amino acids. Gene Ontology annotation, biological process: sodium ion transmembrane transport. Gene Ontology annotation, cellular component: membrane. Lineage: Eukaryota; Metazoa; Chordata; Actinopteri; Clupeiformes; Clupeidae.